AUGUCGAACCUGACCCCACUAUUCCACAAGUACGUGAAUGUCUUCUUAGAAGACCCCGAGGUAGAAAGGUUGGCGGAUAGCCAAGAAUUCAGAAGCCCAGGCAAAAAGUACAUAAUAGAAGACACAUUCAUCAAAGAAUGCCUGGAGCUUAAGAGACACGCCCUAGAACUUCAAAAAGUAAUUGAGUCGAUAAAAGUGUCAUACACCAGCGAAGUCGAGCUCACAGAUCGUGAAAAGGACGAUUUUGAUACAGAAGUUCGGUUACUGGUACAACAAUAUUUCGACAAGCUCAAGUUUUUGGAACAGUACGAACAGAAACGCCAGUCCGUGGUAGCGACAAAGUAUCUGAUCGAUGCUCAAGAAGGUGACUUACUAUCGAUUUUCCGCCACAAAGACGAGAAUCUUUCGUCCUUUCACGUUACAAAUAUCCAGCACAGGAGCGGUGUCUUACAGUCCUUGGGCCUGAUAUUGUCGUCGAUAUUUUCCGAAAUUUCUUUAAUGCAACAACAGCGACUUACAAGACAAAGAGAGUUGGAGUCAAUUGACUUUAAUGCGCAAUUGUACGUACCCAUGGCGACUGUUGUUGGCUCCGUGCAUCAAGCCCCUGCUAUUGAAACAACCGAAGAAGAAGUACACCAAUACCAGGAAACGCUAGGAAAACUUUCUCAGGAACAGCUUCAAAUGCUUGAGACCGAACACAAUGAACUACUGAAUUUAAAGACACAAGAAUUGCAAAAAGUAGAAAACCUCGGCAAAACUAUGGUACAAAUUGCCUCACUACAGAACGAAAUAACAACACACCUACAAGCCCAAACUCAAAGUAUUUUCGGCCUCAUGGAUAAUCACGAUAACGUUGAGUUGAACAUACAACAAGGAAAUCGUCAAUUAACGAAGGCACAGCGACGCGGCGGAAAAUCCGCUCGGCUAAUAGUUUAUCUGUCAGUUCUGUUUGGGAUGUUGAUUUUGGUUUUAGAUUUCAUUAAUUGA
This is a messenger RNA of Lachancea dasiensis, 987 nucleotides long. The record is from the annotation of a GenBank genome assembly. Lineage: Eukaryota; Fungi; Ascomycota; Saccharomycetes; Saccharomycetales; Saccharomycetaceae.